AUGUUCCUCGUCCUGCUGGUAUUGAGCCUGAGAUUGUAUCUGCAUCUUUCCUUUUCAGCUUUAUUCACAGUGACGGCCCCUAAGGAACGGUACACAGUAGACGGUGGCAGCAAUCUGACCCUGGGGUGUGAUUUUGACACUAUAGGUCAAGUGGAACUUGAAUCAAUAAAAGGUAGUUUGGAAAAGGUGGAGAGUGUUACAUCCUCUUGCAGCGAAAGAGCCGCUCUGCUGCAAAAGCAGCUGGCUCCUGGGGAAGGCUUAUCCCACCAUUCCGGAGUGCAAGUGAGAGAUGCAGGGCGACCAAGGGUUAUCACUAAUCUCAUGGCUUGGAGGUACCACUGCCCAGUCAUCCGUGGGGCCACCUGGGACCGCAGGUACCUGACUAUGAAAAUUAAGAGUUCCUACAAGAAAGUAGACCCUGGCAUACUAAAGGUUCCUGGAAGAACAGAUGAAUUGGAGCUCACUUGUCAGGACAAAGAUUAGCCCUUGGCAGAAAUAUCCUGGCCAAACGUCAGUGUUCCUGCCAGCACCCACCCUACCAGGACACCCAAAGACCUCUACUGGAUCACCAGUGUGCUGCACUCGAAGCAACCUGGCAGAAACUUUGCAGUGUGUUUGUAAUGCUGAUGAGAAGGAACUUAUUUCAACCACCCUUGACCCUUAAGAUAAGUGUGGCCCCCACCUCCUAGUUCAAAGUGAUUUGAGGAAAGUGUAAUAAACUAUCUACAAAGGUUU
This is a messenger RNA of Chinchilla lanigera (long-tailed chinchilla), 735 nucleotides long. RefSeq names its product programmed cell death 1 ligand 2 (gene Pdcd1lg2). The transcript has 6 exons. Lineage: Eukaryota; Metazoa; Chordata; Mammalia; Rodentia; Chinchillidae. The record is from RefSeq and is a predicted model, not a curated record.